Messenger RNA from Monosiga brevicollis MX1, 1200 nucleotides. RefSeq lists its product as uncharacterized. The transcript is spliced from 2 exons. The record is from RefSeq and is a predicted model, not a curated record. The coding region runs from base 1 to 1200 and encodes 399 amino acids. Lineage: Eukaryota; Choanoflagellata; Craspedida; Salpingoecidae.
AUGCAGACCAAGGUGGUGCUGGAGGACGAUGAAAUUCGCCCCUGGCAUGAGGUCCCCACUUUCCGUCCUGAGCUUCCCGAGGAUCCCAAGCGCAAGUCGGCUUCUGGCAGCGGUUACGGCAAGGUUCUGCCUGUCGUCACCCCCAAGACUCCGGAGCGCCCCUCCUUCAAGCCUGAGGUGAAGCGCACUCAGUCGGCGCAAAAAAUGUUGCAACGCACCGCCUCCUCUGGUUACGGUCGCGUGACCGCUCAGUCUCCUCGCCCCAAGUCAGCCCCAGAGACACCCUCGUUCCGCCCGCGCUUGAGCAAAACCUCUCGCCUGCGCUCCGAGGUCAAGUCCUCCGGCUACGGCAAGGUGCUGCCGCCCCGCAAGGAGUCAAUCGGCACCCCUGAGCCCAAGUCCCCCUACCUGCCACGUUACACCCUCCUCAUGGAUCGCCCCGAGCCCAAGGCUGCAGAGCCCGAUGAGCGCGAGUCUGCCUUUGUCUUGGAUGGUGUCGCCUCCUCCACUCAGAACCGCCUCUACACUCCUGUGGAGAAGCCCAAGCUCUCAGCCAAGCAGCGCGAGCUGCUGGACAAGGCUCCUUCAAGCGCCUACGGCAUCAACUCACCACCCGUCACGCCGCGCCGCGAGCCGGCGCCUGCACCACGCUCCUUCAAGCUUGAUCGCUCCAGCGUGCUUGACGAGCCCCUCGAACCCUUUGCCACCAAGACGCCGUUGGCCGACAAGGUGCGCUCCUCCAACUACCGCAACUACCGUCCCGAGGUCAAGCCCCGCCAAGAGCGACCUGCUUCCGAGUCCCAAUGGGCCCUGGCGUCCAAGGGUGCCUGGAGCGAUCAGGUCGAGCCCGUCCCCCGCAGUCAUCUGAACGAUCAAGUUCAGUCCCACGGCUAUGGCUCGGUUUCCCCCGCCAAGGGCCCACGCUAUGAGGUGGCCGCCAAGCCCUUGUGGCUGCCCAACAACAAAGCCCACAAGAUGACACCUCCCGCGCCCAUCCCUCGCUCCCGCCUCAACGACCAGGUGCAAAGCCAUUAUGGCAAGACCUAUGAUCCCUCAGCGCUGUAUGCAUUCAACGGCGACGAGGAGUUUGAUGAUGAGAUUGCUCAUGGCUCUCGCCGCAUCAAUGGUGCCAGCCACAACGCGAGCUACGAGAACGGUACAGGCGUGGAUGAGGAGGAAGAUGAUAUUGAAGCUUACUAA